This is a messenger RNA of Symbiodinium pilosum, 429 nucleotides long. The record is from the annotation of a GenBank genome assembly. NCBI's taxonomy places the organism in Eukaryota, Dinophyceae, Suessiales, Symbiodiniaceae.
AUGCGGUCUGACACAGUCGAGGCUGCCAGUCUUCUCCUAAAUGCCCGCGCGGACGCGAACGCAAAGCUUGACCGCAGUGCUUUCUUUCGAGCUGCAGAGAUGGCAUGCAGGCUGAAGUCCAGGCUAUCUACAGAUACGCCUGUGAUGGUGCGCUACAUGGCGGAAUGUAGCAGCUCCGCCUUAGGACAUGCCAUUUUUCAUGGGAGCGAGCACCUCGUAUCCUUCUUGCUGGCUGCACGAGGGGAUCCGGAGCUGCCGAACAACCGGGGCCAUACGCCUUUGCAGCUCACAAGACACCACGGCAUCUUCCAGAUUCUGCACAGAUACGUCAAAAAUCCCAAAUGGGAGCGGUCUGACGUCUUGACUUCUUUUGGCUCAUACGACGGAACAGAUGUGCAGUCCUCUGAUGAGGAUUGCUUUUUCAUUUGA